GAAUCAGCAGCAUUGAAACAACAGCGUAGAAACACCUUGUCUGAUUCCCUCAUCCUGGCUCCUAUCUGUCAAUUUACCGGCCCCUGUAAUACCCCAAAUCCCACGCUGAAAUGGAGGAAACGAGCCACCUCGUCUCCCCUCUCCAGGACUCCAUAGAUUACAAUUACUGCCAGAGCGAAGCCACCAGUCCAAGAACGCCGGGUUCUGUGGUGCGAGUGUCGGCUGGGAGCCCCGGACGCAGCCGGGAGAGACAGACGCUUUUGGUCCGGGACAGAGGGAACUCUCCGCGGGAUCCACACAGGAAUGAGUUUCCGGACGACCCGGAGUUUCGGGAGAUCAUGAGGAAAGCAGAACAAGCCAUAGAAGAAGAUAUCUUUCCAGAGAGGAUCUGCCAAGGAUCUAGUGGUAGCUACUUCGUGAAAGACUCUCAAGGGGUGAGACCGACUAGCUUCGUCCCGCAACUAGCCUUUUAAAUGAGCAUUUAUGUUAAACAUUUUGACUUUGACUUUUAAUGUAACAUAUCAUAUCUGUAACAUUAAAACAUUAAGACUGACAAGCUUCUAACUAGGACUGUUGGUCUGAUGGAUGGAUGGACGGACAGACAGACAGAGGCAGGGAGGGAGACAGAUGGGGAGAGGAUGCAAUCUGUCAUUUUUUUAAACGCCCUUUGUUUUUUUAUCAAGUAAGCCAUAUAACUCAGUCUUAUGCAGCAGAAUCAUCACAUGAUUUUGCUUACACUGUCUGUCUGCUCUGGCAACCUGCUGUUGCUGAUUCUAGCUCUGACAGUGUAGUGGUCAUCAUGUUCUGUAUUGACUUCCACCAGCUGCAGUAUCUCUCUGCAGUGUUGCUUUUUGGGUGAUGUGGCAGUUGAGGUAAGCAAUUUACACAGCCAUAGUAGACCAUGCUGUAUAGUUGAUAUGGUAUGUAGUUUAACCAUGCCAGGCUGGGGCUGUGGCCAGGCAUCAUCUCAGAGCCCAUGGUCAUUGGCACAGUGGCAGUCAGGGUGGGAAAAACCUCUGUGGGCUGCCAGCCUCACGAUGGUAUGACGCGGUGGUGUGACGCAUGGAAUAGAAAGAAGUUGCCCCCAGACGUUGAUCUAAGGAUAAGGACAUUGUAAGAUCCUAGACAUGCCUUGGGGCAACUUCUAUUAACACCAGUGUGGUGCACAGUGCACACAGGCCCAAUCUUUCAAAGAGAUUAGCUGUCACUAUCAGUUCUCAGGCCUAAGCAAAUAUACUGCUGUCCCUGUAGAGAAAAGGUUGAGACACUGUCAUACAGGAGGCCUAUUAUAUAGGGCAGGCUGGGAGAGAGUAUUAUGCUUUGUUCACAUGUUAAUGCGAUCUGCCGUAGACCAGCCGAGGAGUCUUUUUUUUAACCCAUAGAAAAUCUAUUUACUCUGUGAGUGUGAGUACCCUGUAGGCUGCUGUCUGUUACGAUGUCGUAACCUAGGAGAAGUAAUGUGCUAGCAAUCUGAAUGGCUAAAGGUAGAGCUCUCCAUUUUCUCUCCAGAGGUAGGCCUAGUAAUCAGCAUCCUCAUGCUCUCUGAAGAGGAUGAGAAGAUUUCUGUUACUCUUCUAUGGACCAGUGAGCUAUUACAUGCAACAGAUAUAACCUUACAGGGUUGCAUAGGCUGUGUUUUAGGGUGUCUUUACUGUAGUCGUGCUGUGCAUAUGUAGCAGAGGUGAGUCAGACUCACAAUUUCAUGAUGAGGUAGCCCUCCCUGCUUGCAACUUUACAAAUCUGUGUCACCCUUGGCCCAAGAGGGAAUUGUGUCUUGGUCUAAUGGUUAAGGCGUUGGUUUCUCAGUCAAGCGGGAGACCAGGGUUCAGAUCCCACUCAUGGCACAUACACUACAUGACCAAAAGUAUGUGGACACCUGCUCGUCGAACAUCUCAUUCCAAAAUCAUGGGCAGUAAUAUGGAGUUGUUCCCCCCCUUUGCUGCUAUAACAGCCUCCACUAUUCUGGGAAGGCUUUACACUAGAUGUUGGAACAUUUCUGCAGGGACUUGCUUCCAUUCAGCCACAAGAGCAUUAGUGAGGUCGGGAACUGAUGAUGGGCGAUUAGGCCUGGCUCGCAGGCGGCGUUCCAAUUCAUCCCAAAGGUGUUCGAUGGGGUUGAGGUCCGGGCUCUGUGCAGGCCAGUCAAGUUCUUCCACACCGAUCUCGACAAACCAUUUCUGUUGCCACAAAGUUGGAAGCACAGAAUCGUUUAGAAUGUCAUUGUAUGCUGUAGCGUUAAGAUGUCCCUUCACUGGAACUAAAGGGGCCUGAACCAUGAAAAACAGGCGCAGACCAUUAUUCCUCCUGCGCCAAACUUUACAGUUGGCACUAUGCAUUUGGGUAGGUAGCGUUCUCCUGGCAUCCGCCAAACUCAGAUUUGUCUAUCGGACUGCCAGAUGGUGAUUCAUCACUCCAGAGAACACGUUUCCACUGCUCCAGAGUCCAAUGGCGGCGAGCUUUACACCACUCCAGCCGACGCUUGGCAUUGUGCAUGGUGAUCUUAGGCUUGUGUGCGACUGCUCGGCCAUGGAAACCCAUUUCAUGAAGCUGCCGACAAACAGUUAUUGUGCUGACGUUGCUUCCAGAGGCAGUUUGGAACUCGGUAGUGAGUGUUGCAACCAAGGACAGACCAUUUUUACGCGCUUCAGCACUCGGCGGUUCUGUUCUGUGUGCUAAGCCAUAUCAAUUUGGUUCCAGAUAUGUUAAACACUUUUCCAGGUGUUGUGAGAUCUGAUCAUCUGGCACAGCCAGCGAGACUGCAUUAAAGACGACCUGGAACGUGCCCAUAGACUACAAAGCUAGCCUCAGUCUCUGUGCUUAGCCUUCUGUGUGGCUCCCUCCACAGUCGAUCAUGUGAGGAAACUGAAGUUAAUCCGAUUUACUUUAAUGGGUUGCGAAACCAUUCCAAUUCCAACUCGUUAGCCCCAGCCUGCAGGUUCUGUUGCACCAUGAAUCACCCUCUUUGAUGGCAAAUGUUGUGUUAUGUCACUUCCUCUGACAUUACCACUCCCUUUCUCUUGCUAUGGGUAAAGAAUGUUAGAGUGUAACAAGUACCAAUAAUAAUCCCCCCUCUCUCUCUCUCUGUCUGUCUGUCUGUCUGUCUGUCUGUCUGUCUGUCUGUCUCUCUGUGUAGAACGUAAUCGGUGUGUUCAAGCCUAAGAACGAGGAGCCGUAUGGUCAGCUGAACCCAAAGUGGACCAAGUGGCUCCAAAAGCUGUGUUGUCCCUGUUGCUUCGGACGGGACUGUCUGGUCCUGAACCAGGGUUAUCUGUCUGAGGCCGGGGCCAGUCUGGUGGACCAGAAACUACAGCUCAAUAUCGUGCCCCGGACCAAGGUGUGGGGAGGGGGGGGGGGGGCUUACAGGCACACACACACACAGGGUAUGAACAAUAAAUUAUCUUUAUCUCCCCCCCUCUCUCUCUCUCCCGCUCUCUCUCUCUUUUUCUCCCCCCUCCUUCUCUCUCUCUCCUUUCUUUUCCCUCCUCUUCUAUAGGUGGUGUCCCUGGCCAGUGAUGCAUUUAACUACAAUGCUAUAGACAGAGUCAAGUCUCGGGGAAAGAAGCUAGCUCUGGAGAAAGUUCCCAAAGUGGGACAGCGCUUCCACAGAAUAGGCCUCCCUCCUAAGGUAGGUUCAACUGCUGCUUGCGGUUCAGAACCUACAACUGGGCAGUGCUCAUUAGGCAUGAAAGCAAUCCAAAACAGCUUGAAACAGUAAGGUAUUACCUGAACAUGUUCAAUGAGAUACACUGGUUCACCAGGCAUGAAAUGGAAGAAAACAGUCCAGAACAGAUUGAAACAGUGAAGCACUAUCUGAACUUGUCCAAUAAGAAACACUCAUUUAGUUUUAGAACUUUUAGAAAUGUUUUGCUACAGUGUGCUUUAAUGAACACAACCCUGUUGUUAUGGUGCUUUCUGUCUCUGCUUUAGCCAACAUUUCAUGCGUCAUACAUGCCUCAUGUAGCGUUGUUGACUAAUUCAACCAAUCAAGGGCUUGAGGAGCAGUUGAUGAGUUGAAUCAGGUGUGUUAGUGCUGGGCUAGAACAAAAGCCUGCCUUAUAUUUUGGGUUCUGAUGGGGUAUAACAGUUGAACUAAGCCCUUGAGGCAUUCAUAAGUUAUAUUCUUCAAGAAUCAAUGAGGAUGUCAUUCAUUUAUAAGUCCAAAAAAUGGAUGUAGCAACAGCAGAUAGCCCCUUUAAAGCCUGCAGGUAUAAUCAUUUAGAACUUCCUAUAAGCAUGUAUGAGCCUUUAUAAUGUCUUAUAAUAAGGCUUAUACAUAAUCCAUUUUCCGCAUGGCUCAGGUGGGAUCAUUCCAGUUGUUUGUGGAGGGCUACAAAGACGCAGACUAUUGGCUAAAGCGGUUUGAGGCGGAGCCUCUUCCAGAGAACACCAAUCGGCAACUGCAGCUUCAGUUCGAGAGACUGGUGGUCCUCGAUUAUAUAAUCAGGAACACAGGUGUGUGUGUGUGCAUGCGUGUGCGAGAAACGGAGAAACUAGUGGUUCUGUAUUUCAUUGUCAGGAACACAGGUGUGUGUGUGUGAUGGGGAAGAUAAAUAACUGAAUUAGAUUUAUUGUAACUUAAUGUGGUGAUGUUGAUGCUUGCAGAUCGGGGGAAUGACAACUGGCUGUUAAAAUACGACUGUCCAAUGGACACAGAAAGGAACCAGGUGAGUAGACUUACAAAAUACAAUUCAAACCGAAGAGAUUUCAACUUGCAGCAUUAGUUUUAUAGGAGUUUUUAAAGAAAGUGUGAAACUGGAAUGUCACAUUCUUAUUUUCUCUCUGUCUGUCCCUCUUUGUGUCUGUGUGUGUGUGUGUGUGUUUGUGUAGGACACAGACUGGCUGGUGGUAAAGGAGCCUAUCAUCAGACUGGCAGCCAUAGACAACGGCCUUGCCUUCCCAAUCAAACACCCCGACUCCUGGAGAGCCUGUGAGUCUCUCUCUCUCUCACUCACUCACACUCUCUCACUCACUCACUCACUCAUUCAUUCAUUCACUCUCUCUCUCUCUCUCUCACACUCACUCACUCACUCACUCACUCACACACACACACACACACACACACACACACACACACAUAUAUAUAUAUAUAUAUAUAUAUAUAUAUAUAUAUAUAUAAAGAGAGAUAAACACACAUUACUUUAUUCCUCCUCUCUGUAGAUCCAUUCUACUGGGCGUGGCUAUCUCAGGCCAAGGUUUCUUUCUCUCAGGAGAUUAGGGACCUGGUUCUGCCCAAACUGACCAACCCCAACUUCAUCAAAGACCUGGAGGAAGACCUCUACGAACUCUUUAAGGUUAGCAGAGGGUUUAAUUUGUCUGGCCCCAUAUCUGUUUUUGUAUUUCUGCCAACACUUAUGGAACUCACAAACUUAUCUGGGACCAAGGUUUUCAUGGCCUUGAUGUCACAACAAAGUUCUACUCUACUCCUGUUCUAUUAUACUCUACUCCUGUUCUACUCUACUCUACUCCUGUUCUACUGUACUCCUGUUCCAUUCUACUCUACUCCUGUUCUAUUCUCUUCUACUCUACUCCUGUUCUAUUCUACUGUACUCCUGUUCCAUUCUACUCCUGUUCUAUUCUCUUCUACUCCUGUUCUAUUCUACUCUACUCUACUCCUGUUCUAUUCUACUCUACUCCUGUUCUAUUCUACUCUACUCCUGUUCUAUUCUACUCUACUCCUGUUCUAUUCUACUCCUGUUCUAUUCUACUCUACUCCUGUUCUAUUCUACUCUACUCCUGUUCUACUCGACUCUACUCCUGUUCUAUUCUACUCUACUCCUGUUCUAUUCUACUCUACUCCUGUCUAUUCAUCUACUCUACUCCGUGUUUUAUCUCUACUUCUACUCCUGUUUCUAUUCUACCUACUCCUGUUCUAUUCCUCUCUACUCCUGUUCUACUCUCUACUCCUGUUCUAUUCUAACUCUACUCCUGUUCUAUUCUACUCUACUCUCCUGUUCUACUCUACUCUACUCCUGUUUCUAUUCUACAACUACCCGGUUCUACUCUACUCUACUCUCGUUCUAUUCUACUCUACUACCUGUUCUACUCUAACUCUACUCCUGUUCUAUUCUACCUUCUACAUACUCCUGUUCUAUUCUAUUCCUGUUCUAAUUCUACUCUACUCCUUUCUAUCUAUUCCUGUUCUACUCUACUCUACUCCUGUUCUAUUCUCCUCCUCCUGUUCUACUCUACUACUUUCUCGUGUUUCUAUACCCGUUCUACUCUACUCUACUUCCUGUUCUAUUCUACUCUUUUAUUCUACUCUAUUCCUUUACUCAUUCUACGUCGUUCUGUUACUCUAUACUUCCGCUGUUCUAUUCUCUACUCUAUACUCCUGUUCUAUUCUACUCUACUCCUGUCUAUUCUCCUGUUUUCUACCCGUUCUAUUCUAUCUCCACUCCUGUUCUAUUCCUACUCUACUCCACUCCUUUCUACUCGACUCUAACUCCUGUUCUACUCUACUCUACUCCUGUUCUAUUCUACUCUACCCCGGUUCUACUCUACUAUACUUACAUUUACAUAUAUUUACAUUUACAUUUUAGUCAUUUAGCAGACGCUCUUAUCCAGAGCGACUUACAGUUAGUGAAUACAUAUAUAUUUAUUUAUUUAUUUUAUUUUAUUUUUUUUAUUUUUUAUUUUUUUAUACUGGCCCCCCGUGGGAAACGAACCCACAACCCUGGCGUUGCAAACGCCAUGCUCUAUCAACUGAGCUACAUCCCUGCCGGCCAUUCCCUCCCCUACCCUGGACGACGCUGGGCCAAUUGUGCGCCGCCCAUGAGUCUCCCGGUCGCGGCCGGCUGCGACAGAGCCUGGAUUCGAACCAGGAUCUCUAGUGGCACAGUUAGCACUGCGAUGCAGUGCCUUAGACCACUGCGCCACUCAGGAGACGCCACUAUACUCUACUCCUGUUCUAUUCUACUCUACUCCUGUUCUACUCUACUGUCAGAAGGCGACAGUGAAAUGCGGUAGGCGAAGUCACACGCAGGACACAGAGCUUACUGGAAACCGUAUUUUAAUCGAAAGUAACCAGUGAAAAAACUAUCUCCAAACAUCGGAGGAAACAAACAACCCGCACACGAACACUGCCGAUGACGCAAACAAUAACACACAACACACAAUGCAUGACAGAGGGUUAAAUAGGGAAUACAAUACAACAUAAUGGGGAACAGGUGUGCACAAUCAGGACACAACAAGUCAAACACCGAAACAUAGAUCGGGGGCAGCUAGUACUCCGGGGACGACGAAGGCCGAAGCCUGCCUGAGCAGGGAGGAGGAGCAGCCUCGGCUGAUUCCGUGACAGAAUCCCCCCCUUGAUGCGCGGCUCCAGCCGUGCGCCAACCCCGGCCUCGGGGACGGCCAGGAGGACGCGGAGCAGGACGAGUCGGAUGACUCCGGUGGCAGUCCCUCAACAUGGAGGGAUCUAGAAUGUCCCUCCUGGGGACCCAGCACCGUUCCUCCGGACCGUACCCCUCCCACUCCACGAGAUACUGCAGGCCCCCCGUCCGACGCCUCGAAUUCAAGAUGGACCGGACUGAGUACGCCGGAGCCCCCUCGAUGUCCAACGGGGGCGGAGGAGCCUCUCGUACCUCAUUCUCCUGGAGUGGACUAGCCACCACCGGCCUGAGGAGAGACACAUGGAACGAGGGGUUAAUGCGAUAAUACCUGGGCAGUUGUAACCUAUAACAUACCUCGUUCAAUCUCCUCAGGACUUUAAAGGGCCCCACAAACCGCGACCCAGCUUCCGGCAGGGCAGGCGAAGGGGCAGGUUUCAGGUCGAGAGCCAGACCCGGUCUCCUGGUGCAUACACCGGAGCCUCACUGCGGUGGCGAUCGCCGCUUGCCUUUUGCCGCCUGAUGGCAUGCUGCAGAUGGACAUGCGCAGCAUUCCAAGUUUCCUCCGAGCGCCGAAACCACUCGUCCACCGCAGGGGCUUCCAUCUGGCUCUGAUGCCAAGGUGCCAGAACCGGCUGGUAACCUAACACACACUGGAAAGGCGUCAGGUUAGUGGACAAAUGGCGGAGGGAGUUUUGGGCUAUCUCUGCCCAGGGAAUAUAUCCCGACCACUCCCCUUGCCGGUCCUGGCAAUAUGACCUCAGAAACCUACCCACAUCCUGGUUAACUCUCUCCACCUGCCCAUUACUUUCGGGGUGAAAACCUGUGGUAAGGCUAAUCGAGACCCCCAGACGUUCCAUAAAUGCCCUCCAGACUCUAGAGGUGAAGUGGGGACCCCGAUCAGACACUAUAUCCUCAGGUACCCCAUAGUGCCGGAAGACGUGUGUAAACAGGGCCUCAGCAGUUUGUAGGGCAGUAGGGAGACCUGGCAGGGGAAUGAGACGGCAGGCUUUAGAAAACCGAUCCACAACGACCAAUAUCGUAGUGUUCCCCAGGGAGGGGGGAAGGUCCGUAACAAAAAAUCCACCGAUAGGUGAGACCACGGCCAUUGUGGAACGGGUAGGGGUUGUAACUUCCCCCUGGGCAGGUGUCUAGGUGCCUUACACUGGGCGCACACCGAGCAGGAGGAAACAUAAACCCUCACGUCCUUGGCCAAGGUUGGCCACCAGUACUUCUCACUAAGGCAGUGCACUGUCCGACCAAUACCCGGAUGACCAGAGGAGGGUGACGUGUGAGCCCAGUAUAUCAACCGGUCGUGAACCUCGAGCGGCACGUACCUCCGACCCUCUGGACACUGUGGAGGAGUAGGGUCGGAACGUAACGCCCGCUCGAUUUCCGCAUCCACCUCCCACACCACCGGUGCCACUAAACAAGACUCCGGGAGUAUGGGAGUGGGCUCAAUGGACCUCUCCUCUGUGUCAUAUAGUCGGGACAGGGCGUCUGCCUUAGCGUUCUGGGACCCUGGUAUAUAGGUGAGCUUAAAUACAAAGCGGGAAAGAAACAUUGACCACCUUGCCUGGCGAGGAUUCAGCCUCCUCGCUGCCCGGAUGUACUCCAGGUUACGAUGGUCAGUCAGAAUGAGAAAAGGGUGUUUAGCCCCCUCAAGCCAAUGUCUCCACACCUUCAGGGCCUGAACCACAGCCAGCAGCUCCCUAUCCCCCACGUCAUAAUUGCGCUCCGCCGGACUGAGCUUCUUAGAAUAGAAAGCACAGGGGCGGAGUUUAGGUGGCAUACCCAAGCGCUGAGACAGCACAGCGCCGAUCCCAGCCUCGGAAGCGUCCACCUCCACCUGGAAUGCCAAAGAGGGAUCCGGAUGCGCCAGCACCGGAGCCGAGGUAAACAGGUCCUUCAGGCGUUUAAACGCCCUGUCCGCCUCAGCUGACCACUGCUGACCCUUUAGCAGAGAGGUAAUGGGAGCUGCUACCUGUCCAAAGCCCCGGAUAAACCUCCGGUAGUAAUUGGCAAAACCCAAGAAGCGCUGCACCUCCUUUACCGUGGUCGGAGUCUGCCAAUUACGCACGGCAGAAACGCGGUCAAUCUCCAUCUCUACCCCUGACGCGGACAACCGAUGUCCCAGGAAGGAGAUGGACUCCUGGAAGAACAGACAUUUCUCCGCCUUCGCAUACAGGUCAUGCUCCAACAGUCUACCAAGCACUCGACGCACCAGGGACACAUGCUCGGCUCGUGUAGCGGAAUAUAUUAGGAUGUCAUCAAUAUAUACCACAACACCCUGUCCAUGCAAGUCCCGAAAAAUCUCGUCCACAAAUGAUUGGAAGACUGAAGGAGCAUUCAUUAACCCAUAUGGCAUGACGAGAUACUCAUAGUGGACCGAGGUGGUACUGAAUGCUGUCUUCCACUCAUCUCCCUCCCUAAUGCACACCAGGUUGUACACGCUCCUGAGAUCUAAUUUUGUGAAGAAUCGCGCCCCGUGUAAUGACUCCGUCAUACUAGCAAUCAGAGGGAGAGGAUAGCUGUAUUUGAUGGUGAUCUGAUUUAGACCACGGUAAUCAAUACACGGGCGUAGACCCCCAUCCUUCUUCUUCACAAAAAAGAAACUAGAGGAAGCAGGGGAAGUAGACGGCCGUAUGUAACCCUGUCUCAAAGAUUCGGUGACGUAGGUCUCCAUAGCGGCCAUCUCCUCCUGAGAUAGAGGAUACACGUGACUACGUGGAAGCGCAGCGCCUACCUGGAGGUCUAUCGCACAAUCCCCCUGUCGAUGAGGUGGUAAUUGAGUCGCCUUCUUCUUACUGAAGGUGAGAGCCAAAUCGGCAUACUCAGGUGGAAUAUGCAAGGUGGGAACUUGGUUCGGGCUUUCCACCGUCGUUGCCCCUACGGAAACGCCUACACACCGCACAGUACACUGAUCAGACCAUCCCUGGAGAGCUCUCUGAUGCCAUGAAAUGUUGGGGUCAUGAGCUGUUAACCGGGGAAGCCCCAACACCACGGGAAACGCAGGAGAAUCAAUCAAAUACAAACGUACUAUCUCCUCAUGACCCUCCUGCAUUUUCAUCCGGAGUGGUGCCGUGACCUCCCUAAUCAACCCAGAACCCAACGGGUGGCUAUCUAGGGCAUGAAUGGGUAGGGCACAUCAACAGGCACGAUAGGAAUCCCUAACUUAUAGGUGAGCUGGCGAUCAAUGAAAUUCCCAGCUGCGCCUGAAUCUACUAGUGCCUUAUGCUGGGAGUGAGGAGAAACCCAGGGAAACACCACUUUAAUACACAUAUGAUCAGCAGAGAGCUCUGGGUGAGUUGGGUGCCUACUCACCUGGAAUGACUCAUCAGUGUGUCGCCCACUGCCUCGAUUCCUAGGAGACCCUCCCCAGCACCGACCAGCAGUGUGUCCUCUGCGGCCACAGUUGGUGCAGGGGACGGCCUCCCUCCUGGUCUCCCUCCUGGUCUCCCUAGCACCAGCACCCCCGAGCUCCAUAGGGGUCGGCUCGGAAGUGCUGGGGGAUGGAAUGGACGGCCCCGAAUCCGGACGUCCGCGGGUAGCCAACAGGGUAUCCAGGCGAAUCGACAUGUCCACCAGUUGGUCAAAGCUGAGGUUCGUGUCCCUGCAGGCUAACUCCCGACGCACGUCCUCCCUCAGGCUGCAUCUGUAUUGGUCGAUGAGGGCCCUCUCAUUCCAUCCCGUGUUGGCGGCUAGCGUCCAGAAGUCCAGCGCGAACUCCUGCGCGCUCCUCCUCUCCUGUCUAAGGUGGAAUAGACGCUCACCCGCCGCUUUACCCUCUGGGGGAUGAUCAAAUACUGCCCGGAAGCGGCGGGUGAACUCCGCAUAGCUGACCGUAGCGGCGUCUAUCCCACCCCAUUCGGCGUUGGCCCACUCCAGCGCCUUGCCGGACAGACAGGAGAUGAGGGCGGACACGCUCUCGUAUCCCGAGGGCGCCGGGUGAAUGGUUGCUAGGUAGAGUUCAACCUGGAGUAGGAAACCCUGACACCCGGCCGCGGUGCCAUCAUAAGCCCUCGGGAGCGAGAGCCGAAUCCCACUGGACUCCGGAGAUGGACCGAAGGGUAUGGCUGAUGGUGGUGGUAUCGUAGGAGGAGGUGUGGGCAAACCUCCACUCUCCCAUCACCUCAAAGUGUCCAUCACCUCUUGCAUGGUGGUGCCCAGGUGCUGGAUCCUGGCCUCUUGGUGGAUUACGCGCUCCUCCAGUGAUCCCCUUGGCACAACCGAUCCUGCUGACUCCAUGAUGGUGUGUUAUUCUGUCAGAAGGCGACAGUGAAAUGCGGUAGGCGAAGUCACACGCAGGACACAGAGUUUACUGGAAACCGUAUUUUAAACGAAAGUAACCAGUGAAAAAACAAUCUCCAAACAUCGGAGGAAACAAACAACCCGCACACGAACACUGCCGAUGACGCAAACAAUAACACACAACACACAAUGCACGACAGAGGGUUAAAUAGGGAAUACAAUACAACAUAAUGGGGAACAGGUGUACACAAUCAGGACACAACAAGUCAAACACCGAAACAUAGAUCGGUGGCAGCUAGUACUCCGGGGACGACGAACGCCGAAGCCUGCCCGAGCAGGGAGGAGGAGCAGCCUCAUCUGAUUCCGUGACAUCUACUCUACUCCUGUUCUAUUCUAUUCUACUCUACUCCUGUUCUAUUCUAUUCUACUCCUGUUCUACUCUACUCUACUCCAGUUCUACUCUACUCUACUCCUGUUCUAUUCUACUCUACUCCUGUUCUAUUCUACUCUACUCCUAUUCAACUCUACUCCUGUUAUAUUCUACUCUACUCCUGUUCUAUUCUACUCUACUCCUGUUCUAUUAUACUCUACUCCUGUUUUAUUAUACUCUACUCCUGUUCUAUUCUACUCCUGUUAUAUUCUUCUCUACUCCUGUUCUAUUCUACUCUACUCCUGUUCUACUCUUCUCUACUCCUGUUCUUUUCUAUUCCUUUUAUAUUAUACACUUUUCCUGUUCUAUUCUACUCUACUCCUGUUCUAUUCCACUCUACUCCUGUUCUAUUCCACUCUACUCCUGUUCUAUUCUACUCUAUUCCUGUUCUAUUCUUCUCUACUCCUGUUCUAUUCUACUCUACUCCUGUUCUACUCUUCUCUACUCCUGUUCUUUUCUAUUCCUGUUAUAUUAUACUCUAUUCCUGUUCUAUUCUACUCUACUCCUGUUCUAUUCUACUCUACUCCUGUUCUAUUCCACUCUACUCCUGUUCUAUUCUACUCUAUUCCUGUUCUAUUCUACUCUACUCCUGUUCUAUUCUACUCUACUCCUGUUCUAUUCUAUUCCUGUUCUAUUCUUCUCUACUCCUGUUGUACUCUACUCUAUCCCUGUUCUAUUCUACUCUACUCCUGUUCUAUUCUAUUACUGUUCUAUUAUACUCUACUCCUGUUCUAUUCUAUUCCUGUUCUACUCUACUCUACUCCUGUUCUAUUCUACUCUACUCCUGUUCAAUUCUACUCUACUCCUGUUCUAUUCUACUCUACUCCUGUUCUAUUCUACUCUACUCCUGUUCUAUUCUACUCUACUCCUGUUCUAUUCUACUCUACUCUUGUUCUAUUCCACUCUACUUCUGUUCUAUUCCACUCUACUCCCGUGUCUAUUCUACUCUACUCCUGUUCUAUUAUAUUCUGUUCUAUUUCUCUACUCCCGUUCUACUCACUCAUUCUGUUAUAUUCUACUCUACUCCUGUUCUAUUCUAUUCCUGUUCAUUCUAUCUACUCUGUUCUAUUCUAUUUCCCGUUCUACUCUACUCUACUUCUGUUCUAUUCUACUUACUCCUGUCUAUUCUAUUCCUGUUUAUUCUUCUCUAUCUGUUGUACUCUACUCUAUCCCUGUUCUAUUCUACUCUACCCCUGUUCUAUUCUAUUACUGUUCUUUAUACUCUACUCCUGUUCUAUUCUAUUCCUGUUCUACUUACUCUACUCCUGUUCUAUUCUACUCUACUCCUGUUCAAUUCUACUCUACUCCUGUUCUAUUCUACUCUACUCCUGUUUAUUCUACUCUACUCCUGUUCUUUUCUACUCUACUCCUGUUCUUUUUCUACUCUACUCUGUUCAUUCCACUCUACUUCUGUUCUAUUCCACUCUACUCCUGUUCUAUUCUACUCUACUCCUGUUCUAUUAUAUUCCUGUUCUAUUCUUCUCUACUCCUGUUCUACUCUACUCUAUUCCUGUUAUAUUCUACUCUACUCCUGUUCUAUUCUAUUCCUGUUCUAUUCUACUCUACUCCUGUUCUAUUCUAUUCCUGUUCUACUCUACUCUACUUCUGUUCUAUUCUAUUCCUGUUCUACUCUACUCUACCCCUGUUCUAUUAUACUCUACCCCUGUUCUAUUAUACUCUACUCCUGUUCUAUUCUACUCUACUCCUGUUCUAUUCUACUCUACUCCUGUUCUAUUAUACUCUACUCCUGUUCUAUUCCACUCUACUCCUGUUCUAUUCUACAAUAUUCAUGUUCUAUUCUACUCUACUUCUAUUCUAUUCUACUCUUGUUCUAUUCUACUCUACUCCUGUUCUAUUCUUCUCUACUCUGUUCUCCUCUACUCUUUUCAUGUUCUAUUCUACUCUACUCCUGUUCUAUUCUACUCUACUCUACUCUAUUCCUGUUAUAUUCUACUCUGCUGUACUCUACUCCUGUUCUAUUCUACUCUACUCCUGUUCUAUUCUACUCUACUCUACUCCUGUUAUAUUCUACUCUAUUCUACUCCUGUUCUAUUCUACUCUACUCCCGUUCUAUUCUACUCUACUCCUGUUCUAUUCUAUUCUACUCUACUCCUGUUCUAUUCUACUCUACUCUACUCCUGUUCUACUCUACUCUACUCCUGUUCUAUUCUACUCUACUCCUGUUCUAUUAUACUCUACUCCUGUUCUAUUAUAUUCUACUCAUUUUCUAUUCUAUUCUACUCCUGUUCUAUUCUACUCUACUCCUGUUCUAUUCUACUCCAUUCUGUCAUCCUCAGAACACUUAAUGCAUCAUGCCAGCGUUAUUGAAGUGAACUCUUGUCGUGUCCUACAGAAGGAUCCAGGCUUUGACAGAGGACAGUUCCACAAACAGAUAGCUGUGAUGAGAGGACAGGUGAGUUGGUGGGGGAAUACCUGGACAUCUGAACAGUGUCAGUAUUUGUCAUUGUGGUCAUACUGUUACACUGUGUAUGUGUAUGCUAUGUUAUGCUGAAGCUCUGUUUCUGUCAUGUUUCUCUGUGUGUGUGUAUGCUAUGUUAUGCUGAAGCUCUGUUUAUGUCAUGUUUCUCUGUAUGUGUAUGCUAUGUUAUGCUGAAGCUCUGUUUCUGUCAUGUUUCUCUCUGUGUGUGUAUGCUAUGUUAUGCUGAAGCUCUGUUUAUGUCAUGUUUCUCUGUAUGUGUAUGCUAUGUUAUGCUGAAGCUCUGUUUCUGUCAUGUUUCUCUCUGUGUGUGUAUGCUAUGUUAUGCUGAAGCUCUGUUUCUGUCACCAGAUCUUCAUUAUGUAAAUGUUUCUCUGUGUGUGUGUUGUGAGUGUUGUUUGUGUAAACCUAUGCUGAAGCUCUGUAUGUCUACCAACAGAUGCUGAACCUCAGCCAGGCCCUGAAGGAGAGUAAGAACCCCUUACACCUGGUCCAGAUGCCCCCAGUCACAGUGGAGACAGCCAGAGCACCACAGAGAGCCAACAGUGAGUCCUACACACAGAGCUUCCAGAGCAGGAAACCUUUCUUUACCUGGUGGUAGAGGAGAGGAGGAG
Molecule: messenger RNA, 15060 nt
Organism: Coregonus sp. 'balchen'
Lineage: Eukaryota; Metazoa; Chordata; Actinopteri; Salmoniformes; Salmonidae
Source: the annotation of a GenBank genome assembly